AUGGUUAAUGUAAAAAGCUGGAAAGAAUACCAAAGUAAAUCUCUGGAAAUGUUUAACAAAGAUCCAAAGAGGUAUCGUUACUGCCUCAAGUUUAGAUCGAAUAAAGGCGAUUUAGUGCUUAAAUCUACCAACAAUGAUGAAUGCUUAAAGUACAAGACCCAAUCAACUUCAAUUUUGAAUAGAUUCGAGCAGUUCAACCGUACAUUGAUCUACAAUAUGUCAAAUACACCAAUACCCGAACUUCCUCCAGUAGUUGAACAACAACAGCAACCACCAGCUAGCCAGCAACCUUCAGAAUCCAGCAGCAGUAAGAAGAAGAAGAACAAGAAGAAGAAGUAGUGUUUUAGAAUUAGGUAAUGCAUAAUAAUUUACAAUUACUUCACUAAUGGCAGUGAACUUAACUUCUUUGGUGGUGUUUUCAUCGAUUUUGGUGCACCACUCUCCAUAAUCACCUUGAGCAUCUCCUUAUUCAUUCUGUUAGCUUCUUCGAAGCGUGGUUCGAGGAAUUUCGCAGUUGAUUCAAACUUUUCCUUAUAAUGAGUAAAUGAACCAUGUUCAAUUACUUCUGACCAUCCUCUCGUAGCGACGACAAAUUCCGUAUCGUCUGCUCUGUGACUUGUGUCAUACGCUGCAGAUUCCAAAGCAAGGUUUAAUCUUUCAGGUGACCUAAAGAGAUAUUCCGCAACACCAAUCCACAUUCUAAAUAAUGGUGUGCCAGCAACAUCCAAAUGAUCGAAUGGAUGUAUACCAAGUUUGUGCCAGCAAUCAACCAUUGUUAGAAUUGUAAGGUGGGAGUUUCUAGCUGAGCAGUGUUGACUUGAUGGUUGAUGCAAAGAAAACCUAUCUAAAAGUGUGUCACUGAGUAAUAUUGGUGUACGUUCGCAUUUUUCACCAUUUGCACCAGGUUCUACACCAUCUUUGUAUCCGAAUACUGCUCUUCUUGCUUCCAAAGCACGCUGUUUCAAGCUUUCGUAGUCUCCUACUACCAUCAACUUGAACAAAUCGGUCGCAGAUGUUGCGAAUUGUCUGACUUGAGCAUGUGCACUUGGAUUCAAAAUAGCGAGACCGGCGUAAACGUGCCACUUAUUGGCGUAUAUACGUAAAGCGAUAUUGCAUUUAACUACUUCAAUUCCGUUGACGUAUCUAUCUAAUUCCCAUGGAUAGCUUUGCGACAUGUUCCAAGCUGUACCCAUACUAGAGAUAUGAUGAGCUUCAAACGAACGAAUUGGCUGAAUACUUACCUUAAGAAAGCUGCGUGGGUGACUGCCUGUGUGUUUGCAGUGACGAUGUCAUGUUCCUCAUAAGUGAGAUAUACGUAUCGACUGCGAAAGCAGUCAAAUACUUGCUCUGUUUUGCGCAUAACCCAAUCCGGAGAGUUAUGUUGAAUGAGAACCUGAAGUUGAUGAGGAGAAAUAAAACGCAAAGCUAGACACUUACCAAUGGCUGACCUUCAGGGCUGACAGUAGGGCCAUGAAGGGAGUGUACAGAAACAACGUGCACAUCCUUUGGUAAGUGUUUCUCGAAUGCCGCUCUUUCUGGUGCUUUCACGGAUGUCUGACCGGAUACGGUAGCACCAACUUUGGUAGCUUAGAUAUGUAAGCCAGGUGUACACAUAAAUGAAGAGCAUGUGUACCCACAUGAGCCGUAUUCUGCUACUACUUUGUCAAUGAAUGCCGCUUCGACUGAGUAAAUGAUGAAAUCGG
Molecule: messenger RNA, 1703 nt
Organism: Wallemia mellicola CBS 633.66
Lineage: Eukaryota; Fungi; Basidiomycota; Wallemiomycetes; Wallemiales; Wallemiaceae
Product: signal recognition particle, SRP9/SRP14 subunit
Exons: 2
Coding region: 1-339 (112 amino acids)
Biological process (GO): SRP-dependent cotranslational protein targeting to membrane
Cellular component (GO): signal recognition particle, endoplasmic reticulum targeting
Molecular function (GO): 7S RNA binding
Source: RefSeq, a predicted model, not a curated record